Molecule: messenger RNA, 1836 nt
Organism: Cynara cardunculus var. scolymus (artichoke)
Lineage: Eukaryota; Viridiplantae; Streptophyta; Magnoliopsida; Asterales; Asteraceae
Product: protein disulfide-isomerase-like
Exons: 10
Coding region: 85-1581 (498 amino acids)
Biological process (GO): response to endoplasmic reticulum stress; protein folding
Cellular component (GO): endoplasmic reticulum
Molecular function (GO): protein disulfide isomerase activity
Source: RefSeq, a predicted model, not a curated record
GGUCUUCUUUCUCACAUGACAUAACUAGCGAUAACUCUUGUGACUUUAUAGAGAGAGAAAGUCUCUACACAGAGCUCAACAGCUAUGGUGUCUUCUAGGGUUUGUACUCUAUUUCUGUUCUGUGUUUUUGCAAUCUUAUCAUCCAGUGUAUCAAUCUCUUCUGCUACCGAGGCGGAGAAAGAAUAUGUCUUGACUUUGGAUCACUCAAAUUUCUCAGAAGCUGUGGCUAAGCACAAGUUCAUAGUCGUUGAGUUCUAUGCUCCUUGGUGCGGUCACUGUAAGAAUCUUGCUCCAGAGUAUGAAAAGGCUGCAUUUGUGUUGUCAAGCCAUGAGCCUCCAGUUGCUUUGGCCAAGGUUGAUGCCAAUGCUGAAGAAAACAAAGAACUUGCACAGCAAUAUGAGAUUCAAGGUUUCCCUACAAUCAAGAUCUUGAAAAAUGGAGGAGAAACUGUCCAAGACUACAAAGGCCCUCGGGAGGCUGAUGGUAUAGUGGAAUACUUAAAGAAACAAGUAGGUCCUGCAUCAUUUGAAAUAAAAACUCCAGAAGAUGCAGGCAGCCUUAUAGAUGAGAAAAAGGUCUUUGUGGUAGGAAUCUUCCCCAAAUUAUCUGGGGAAGAAUAUGAGAAUUUCACCAUCUUAGCUGAUAAGCUGCGCUCGGACUACGACUUUGGUCACACUACAAACGCAGAACUCCUUCCACGCGGGGAAUCUUCAGUGACCACCCCGACCAUUAGGUUACUGAAGCCAUUUGAUGAACUGUUUGUUGAUUUCCAGACAUUUGAAGUUGAUGCUUUGGAGAAGUUCAUUGGAGAUGCUAGCAUUCCUAUUGUGACACUCUUUGACCAAAGCCCAAACAACCAACCAUUUCUAAUCAAAUACUUUGAAAGUCCCAAUGCUAAGGCAAUGCUGUUUCUGGAUUUCAGUCAUGAGCAAAUCGAUGCUUUCAAGUCGAAAUACAAGGAUGUUGCUAGCGAAUACAAAGGAAAGGGUUUAAAUUUCCUAUUGGGUGAUGUUCAAGCUAGUCAAGCUGCCUUGCAGUAUUUCGGCCUUAAAGAAGACCAAGCACCUGUCCUCGUUGUACAAAACAGUAAUGGUCUGAAGUUCAUCAACUCAAAUGUGGAAGCUGAUCAACUCGCCCCUUGGUUGAAUGACUAUGUGGAUGGAAAAGUGAAGCCGUUUAUAAAGUCGGAGCCGAUUCCUGAAACCAACGAUGAACCUGUGAAGGUGGUGGUUGCUAAUAGCCUCAAAGACAUGGUUUUGGACUCCAAAAAGAACGUUCUACUGGAGAUCUACGCACCAUGGUGUGGACAUUGCAAGAAACUAGCUCCGAUCUUGGAUGAAGUUGCCGUCUCUUUUGAACACGACGCUAGUGUCAUGAUUGCUAAAUUUGAUGGAUCAAACAAUGACAUUCCAAGUGACGCGUUUGAAGUUCAAGGUUACCCGACGCUAUACUUCAGAUCAUCAAGCGGUAAAGUGGUGCCAUAUGAAGGGAACAGGACAAAGGAGGAUAUCAUUGAGUUCAUUCAGAAGAACCGUGAGGACGAAGAGACCAUAAUCCAACCAACCAAAGACGAGCUAUGAAGACUCUGCCUGCCUUUUCCAUCGGUAGUUCAGUUCCAUGUACUCUCUUAGUUAUGAGACUUUUUAAGUUAAAUUGCGGAUUUUUAUAGUUACGGCACUUCCCCUGCUGCACCAAUAACCACCUUCUACUAGAAUCCACCACCACCACCACCACCACCACCACCACCACCACCACCGGUGGAUGCUAUGAAUAAAUAUGUUUGCCUGGAAUGAAACUUGAUAUAAAUAAAAUGGGAACAUGUUAACUUUGAAAAA